Messenger RNA from Malurus melanocephalus (red-backed fairy wren), 2154 nucleotides. RefSeq names its product WD repeat containing planar cell polarity effector (gene WDPCP). Gene Ontology annotation, biological process: cilium organization; nervous system development; establishment of protein localization. Gene Ontology annotation, cellular component: axonemal basal plate. The transcript is spliced from 17 exons. The record is from RefSeq and is a predicted model, not a curated record. Lineage: Eukaryota; Metazoa; Chordata; Aves; Passeriformes; Maluridae. Gene Ontology annotation, molecular function: protein binding. Bases 25 to 2154 code for a protein of 709 amino acids.
UGCUAAGGCUCCGUAUGUCACCAGAUGUCCUUCUGCCUGACUGAKAUGUUUUUGUGGUCUUUGAAGACCAACUUGCAUAUUAGAGAUGAAGACAUUGGGAUCCACCAGUACUGUGACAAGAAAGAAUCAGCAUCACAGRUGAAGCACAGUUACUUAGAAGAGAAGCAAAAGCCAGCAGAACCUCGAGAUUAUCCUUGGAUCCUGAAAAGCAAGMGAGUGGACAAACUGCGAGAUGCACUCAAGGAGGUAGAGGACUUAAUGCAGAACAGUCCUUGUGUGCUGAGCAAAUGGARGAACAAACAUAUCUGCCAGCUCCUUUUUCACUCAGGUAUCUUGGUGUCCCUAAGCCUUUCUGGGCCGCAGCUGGAGAAGGUGCUGAUUGACAGGACCCUGGUGGGGAAGCUCAUCUCCGACACCAUCAGUGAUGCUGUUCUUACAGACAGUUUCAUCAUCUUGUCAUUUGAGGACCACAACCAACUCUGCWUUAUUCAGUUUACAAAGACAAUGGAUUCUCUUGAUGUAAACAAAAGACUGGAAAAACUCUCUAGUUUGGACUUUAAGAUUUCUUAUGUUGAUAUACUUGGACCAGAAGGUAGAAGGAUGAAGCGUCACCUGGCAAUAAACAGUGUGCAAGAUAUGGUGAUUUGCUGGUGGUCAGCAACCAGUGAUGGAGCAUGGCCUUGGUCUCCUAUUUCCUGUGAGAGGGACAGAGCCAACCUUUUGCUGUUAGGCUGUGCACAUGGCAAGUUGGAGGUGCUGAGUUACAUCCGCACGGAGUGGGAUCUCCUGGAUGCCCRGUUCAGCUCUCUGCAGCCCCAGCAGGUGCUCACGGUGGAGCUCUCGGUGUCGGCAGCCAAGGAGCCCAUGGCCGACAGYUGCGUCUACAAAUGCGUCCGGAGCAGAAUCCAGUGCGCCUCCAUCACCAGGAUCCCCCUGAGAGCCAGGGCYGUCAGCUGCUGCAGGGAUGGGACAGAAGACAAGCUGGUGCUGGGYUGUGAGGAUUCCUCAGUGGUUCUGUAYGAAGCCUACAACCAAGUGACUGUGYUGGCCCAAGCGGAGCUGCUCCCUGCCGUGAUCGCGUACCACCCCUCCGGAGCCGUGCUGCUGCUGGGCAGCUCRCAAGGGGAGCUGCAGCUCUUUGACACAGCUCUGUCCCCCAUUAAAAUCCAGCUCUUGGCACAGGACUAUUCACCUGAGGCCACGCUGCAGUUCAGYAAACACUGUGAGGUGCCCACCAGCCUCAUCCAGAUCCAGUGGGCUGCUCCUCCAGUGUCCCUUGUGAGCCCUGACUGCUUGGAUAUUCACGACCUUUUGUUGGUUAGGUUUGACAAAGGACCCUUGGCAGUGCUUCAAUUUAAAUUUGGUGUGUUCACAAGAGGACAACUGGGCCUCGUGGAACUCAUCCAGCAGUACAUUCGUUAUGAUGAGAUACAGGAGGCAAUUAAUGUCCUGAGCACCAUGAACUGGAACACGAUGGGUGCACGCUGCUAUAUCUGCCUGAGUGCCAUUUGCAACCACCUUCUUAAACAAAAGCUUACACCAGUCAGAGAAGCACAGCUUGAGGCAAGCCUUGGAACCUUUUAUGCUCCAAAGAGGCCUCUCUUGGAUARAACUGUGCUGGAGUACAGGGACCCCAUCAGCAGAUAUGCAAGGAGGUUCUUCCACCACCUGCUCAGGUAUCAGAGAUUUGAGAAAGCAUUUCUGCUCGCUGUCGACAUUGGUGCUCGGGACCUGUUCAUGGACAUCCAUUACCUUGCUCUAGAUAAGGGUGAAUUGGCACUAGCUGAAGUGGCAAAGAGAAAGGCUAAUGACAUUGAUGCAGAAUCAAUAACUACUGGAAUUGAGCUUUUGGGGCACUCAGAUGAAGAAGAGCCAUCCUGUGAAGCUGUCAUUGACCAAUCUCCAGAGCAGGGAGGAGAGCACAACCCGCCUGCUCCCGGCCCAGCUGACAGACCACCAGCACAGAGCAGCUCCCACAGACCCACCAGCCGCAGACAGGCAGAGGACACCGAGCCUGGAGUGCGUGGCCGCACCACCUCCCUGAUCAGGAAAACCUUUUCCAGCAGCCAGGAAGGAAAUAUGAGAGCCGCUCCUUCAGAGCAGGAGCCUGGGGACAGCGGCUCUCUCCAAAUCGUGCACUUCGGGCUGGUGUGA